Molecule: messenger RNA, 844 nt
Organism: Scomber japonicus (chub mackerel)
Lineage: Eukaryota; Metazoa; Chordata; Actinopteri; Scombriformes; Scombridae
Gene: rmi2
Product: RecQ mediated genome instability 2
Exons: 2
Coding region: 42-482 (146 amino acids)
Biological process (GO): negative regulation of double-strand break repair via homologous recombination; maintenance of rDNA; DNA repair
Cellular component (GO): nuclear speck; cytosol
Source: RefSeq, a predicted model, not a curated record
UAAAGCGUGGGCCAUCGUUAAACGGACAGCAGCAGCCGGUAAUGUACAAAACAGAGAAAACAUCCGUAGACAGAAAACGCCCACCGCCCGUUAAGGUCCUCUCGGGUCAGCUGAGGACGGCAGAGAGCCGGGGCGCAGCUGACAGCGGGGAGGGAUGUGUCAUCAGGCUGGGCAAGGGUCGAUCCCUGCCGGUGUCAAUGGUGUGGAUGCAGGGGACUAUCCUGGAGGUCCAGUCAGACCGGAACACCGUGCUGCUGAUGGAUGAGACGGGGACCUUUGCUGUCCAGGGGGUUAACAACAUCCCCAAAGGAAAACCAUGUCUGUCUCAAGGCAAAUAUGUCAUGGUGAUGGGUGUCAUCCAGGCCAUCUCCCCGGAGCCAGUCAUCCGUGCAGUGAAAAUGGCAGACCUCUCAGAGCUCGCCGCACUUCACAGACGGAUGUGGAAACUGGAGGUGGAGGACCUGCAGCAGGUGCUGGCCUGAAUACAGAGCUGUUGGUGAAAAUGCUGCCUCGCUUGUGGCAGGAUGACCCGCUACUGUCACACAUGUUCAGCUGGGUAUGCAGUUUUCAUGACAACCGACAACUACCUCACAGGACUGAAGAGCAGAUUGUCUUGAAUGUCAAGCCUGCUAACAAGGAGUUAGGAUGCAAGAGCGAUGAAGACUUUGUAAAUACUUCUACUGUAAAAUGUGAACCGGAACAUUCAGACUUUUCUAUUGACCCCUACUCCAAAUAGUCCUUCAUAGAGCAGUCCUGGACAUACAAUUUGUUCAUUUGAAGAUCUCUCCAAACACCUUUUUAGUUUAUAGCCAUCUACAAUAUCUACUAGUAGGGCAUGUGGAGA